AUGUUGCGCCACAGUAUUGACGAGAGCUCGCUGCCGCGUCGCAGCCUGCUAGCUGUCAUGCCACCGGCUAAGGAAGGCAAUGAGGACAAGGACUUGCUGUCACCCAGCUCAAUCAACCCGCUGGCACAGACAGACACGUCUUCCAUUGAUCUGGAGGCCGAACGCAUCGAUCGACAGAAGAAGAAAAUCGAAGACGACGAUGACAAACGCGACACCGAGUCGGAGACCUCCUCCAGCUCCAACAGCGUGACCGACGGUCUCACGACCGACAUUGACACGGAGAUCGCUCUUGGUGUCAUGAAGGAGGCCGACCGUCGCAUGACUACGCGCACUUCCGUCGCCACUGACAUCUCCUCGCUUGAUGUGCAGUUGCUGCAUGAUAUUGCCGAAAACAUGAUCGGACGUAACAUCCCAUUCGUGACGCCGUUUGGCACCAAGGCCCAGUGUUACGCCGACUACACAGCCAGUGGCAAGGCCAUCGAGAGCAUCGAGACUUUUAUCCGCAACGAGGUGAUGCCUACGUACGGCAACACGCACACCACCACGUCGGUCACGGGUCUCCAGACCACCUCGUUCCGUGAAGAGGCUCGCCAGAUUAUUGGUAAGGCUGUAAACGCUCGUCUCCAUGGCACCGGGGCUCGUGACAUCGUCGUGUUCACCGGUCAAGGUUGCACUAGUGCAAUUAACAAAUUCAUUACUGCUCUUGGUCUUAAAACGAUGCGACGCCAUCAUCGUCCGAACAAGCGCCCGGUCGUCUUCACAUGCCCCUUCUCGCACCACUCCAACUUGUUGCCGUGGCGUGAGCUGUACGCGGUUGACGUGGUUGAGAUUCCCGAGGCCAAGAGCGGCGGCCUCGACUUGAAGGAGCUGGAGCGUCAACUUCAAAGCUUCAAGAACCGUGACCUCAAGAUCGGUACAUUCGCCGCUGCUUCUAAUCUUACAGGCAUGCUGGCCGACGUCGACAAGGUGUCCAAGCUACUACACAAGUACGGCGCGUUGUCGUGCUGGGACUACGCGACCUGCGCCCCCUACGUCGACAUGGACAUGAACCCCAAAGACCCCGCCGCAUACAAGGACGCAGUGUUCUUCUCUGGUCACAAGUUCGUGGGUGGACCUGGCUCCCCGGGUGUCUUGGUAGUGAAGAAAAACUUGAUGAGCAACGAGGUGCCCACCAUGCCUGGUGGCGGCACCGUGCUGUUCGUUACUGAAAAAGCCCACAGCUACCUUGCUAACAAGGUAGAACGCGAGGAGGGCGGUACCCCUGACAUUGUGGGAAGUAUCCGUCUUGGCCUUGCUUUCGAGCUCAAGCAACGUGUCGGUCCCAAGAACAUCAUGGACCUGGAACGCCAGCACGUACAUCACGUCCGUGAGGUGCUCGGCAAGAACGAGAACAUCAUUCUGCUCGGCCACGACAAUGUGGACCAGCUGCCGGUCUUCUCGUUCCUCGUUCGCUUCGGCGACCGCUUCCUGCACCACAACUUUGUGUGCGCUCUACUGAACGACCUGUUCGGUAUCCAAGCCCGCGGUGGCUGUCAGUGUGCCGGGCCGUUCGGUGCUCGUUUGCUUGGUCUCAGCCGUGAGCAUAUCACUGAUCUGGGCUACGCUGUUGUGGCCAAGGACGAGGUGCUGAAGCCAGGUGUCGCCCGGAUGAGCUUCCCGUACUUUGCCGACGAAGAGGAGGUCGAGUACAUUCUCGACGCCGUAAAGUUCGUUGCCGAUCACGGCUGGAAAUUCCUGCCCAAGUACGAGUAUGACCCUCACAACGGAGCGUGGCGUCACGUUUCGCGUGCCACCGCCCCCUUUCCGGCUAAGAAAUUUUUAGCCAGCAUGCAGCUCGACGAUCUGGACACCGUGCGCCAGUCUGUGUGUACGGCGCCUAUUUGCAGCAUUGCUGAUCACCGCCGUGAGAACUUGGAACAGGCUGUGGCUCUGGCGGACGCCUGCAUUGAGGAGGCCGUGUCACUCGAGGAGUUCCCUGAGGGCCAAAGGCUGGUCCCUGCCCACGAGUGGCUACGCUGGUUCGUGUACCCGCACGAGGCCGUGGCCACGUUCAAGGAAACGGGCAAGAAGAUGGCGCUUACGGAAAGUAUCGAGGGCCCGUGCCAACCACAGCGUUACCUGGACGGCUCGGUCCACAAUAUAUGGGAGGGCGUGCCGUCCUUAGGAACGAUGAAGAGGAGUCUGAUGGGACGGUUUGUGCUCAAGAUGUUCAUGCAGACCGAGUUGGAAGCCAUGAAGGACAAGAGGACAGACGCGGAGAAGAGCGUGCUGAACGAUGAGGAAGUGAUGUGUGCCGUUUUCGGCGGCUCACAAAAGUGUCAGUAA
This is a messenger RNA of Phytophthora infestans T30-4, 2325 nucleotides long. RefSeq names its product cysteine desulfurase, putative. NCBI's taxonomy places the organism in Eukaryota, Oomycota, Peronosporomycetes, Peronosporales, Peronosporaceae. The transcript has 2 exons. The record is from RefSeq and is a predicted model, not a curated record. The coding region runs from base 1 to 2325 and encodes 774 amino acids.